CAUGCGCAGCUCAGCUUGAACAACCCACCACAAUCAUUCUAGCUAGCACCGAGCUGAGCUCCCGAAAUCCCCCAUCCAGGAGAAAAUUUGUACUUUGUCGUGUGACAUGGCUAACAUGAAGACGGUGGCGCUAGCGGCGCUCCUCGUCCUCGCGGUGGCUCUGGCCGCGGCGCCCUUGCCCGCGCACGCCGUGUGCGACAUGAGCAACGACGACUUCAUGUUGUGCCAGCCCGCGGCGGCGGCGACGACGGGCCCGAUGCCGGACCCGUCGGCGGAGUGCUGCGCCACGCUGGGGAAGGCGGACCUCAAGUGCCUCUGCGGCUACAAGAACUCCCCAUGGCUCAACCUCUACAACAUCGACCCCAAGCGAGCCAUGGAGCUGCCGGGCAAAUGCGGCCUCACCACGCCACCAGACUGCUAGAUGGACAACCAUCCAUGGUCCUCAAGCAAGGGAUCUACGCGGUAUAAAUGGAUGGGGCCUGGAGGUAUAUACGAUCUGCUAAGCCGUGUAUAUGCUCUCAUCUUGUGGUAUGUGUUGGUGUGUCAACAGCUUCGUUGCCAUGUACGCGUGGAGUACGUAGUGACGAUGUAUGUGUGUGACUAUGUCAUCUGAACAAUUUCCCUAAUACGUACUAUGAUGUGGUGCCAGGGUGUUGGGUCUGUAAAUAAUCAGGGAUAAAACCUGAAUAUAAAUGUUAUGCACAGGCCGAGUAA
Messenger RNA from Lolium perenne, 714 nucleotides. Its product is annotated as putative lipid-transfer protein DIR1. NCBI's taxonomy places the organism in Eukaryota, Viridiplantae, Streptophyta, Magnoliopsida, Poales, Poaceae. Gene Ontology annotation, molecular function: fatty acid binding. The record is from RefSeq and is a predicted model, not a curated record. Gene Ontology annotation, biological process: systemic acquired resistance.